UUAUAUUUUCUUUCAAAUUGGUUUAUUGGAGCAUAUAUCCUUAGCUAAGCCACGCUUGGCCGGCCAAGGGUCGGCUUCGAUGCAAAUGUUUGCAGGCGAAAUGCUAAAGCGAGCUGUUUUAGAUUAGGAUUGUGUUGCAUCCGGAGGUCAGGUCGACUUUUUGUGUCAAUAAUGGGGAAAAACAAAGAACAAGUUUCGAGUCUGCUGAAUGAGUCUACGGCAACAAAAAACAAUGCUAGCAAGACCGCGUGGGGAUGGAUGAGGUUCAAGCCGUCCUGGCUCCAAUGGCUCAACUCGCCAAAGUGGUUCCUCUUUUUCCUUUGCACGUUCAGCUUUUUACAAGGCAUGGGCGUGAAUACGUUGGUCAGCGUCGCCCUCCCGACCCUGGAGAAGCAGUUUUCUCUGACCAGCCAAAUGUCUGGUUUCAUCAUGUCAGCCAAUGACAUCACGGGUCUCAUCUUGGUGGUUUUCGUUAGCUUCUUUGGUAGUUACGGUCACAAGACCAAGUGGUUGGGUGGCGGUGCAAUAAUUACUGGCUUGUCAUGUCUACUCUUCACUCUGCCAAAGUUUAUCGCUGAGAAGCAUGACCCCACAGGAGCUCGUAGCGGGAUAAGCCCGUACUGCAUACCGAACGCCACGUUGCCAGACGACCCCCGUUGCCAUAAAGAUGCCAGUUCCUUCAACCUGUACUACUUCAUCUUCAUCCUGUCCCAACUUCUCUCGGGUGCUGCAACCACGCCCCUACACACCCUCGGCCCCGCCUGGCUGGACGAGAAUGUGCCCCCCACUCGUACGGCGACAUACCUGGCCAUUUUCUACAUGUCUGUCUUCCUUGGUCCUGGACUUGGGUCUCUGAUUGGUGGCAAGCUACUCACAGUGUAUGUGGAUGUUGAAAUGCCUCCCGGAUUGAACUUAACCCCUGCAAACCCUAACUGGAUCGGCGCCUGGUGGCUAGGUCCAUUCCACUGUUGCUUCCUCCUCAUCAUCUGCGGCGUCUUCCUUCUUGGUUUCCCCCGUCAUCUCCCUGGUGCUGAUAUCAAUCGGGAGAAUGCCAUCAAAAGCGGUCACCUUCGCAAACAGGACAACAAGUUAAAAGGAGGUAUCAAGGAUAUACUUCCCGCCACGAAAGCUCUACUCACAAACGGAACAUACCUUUUCCAGAACCUUGGGAGCACGGCUGGUACCAUGGUAGGGUUUGGUAUCGGCCCGUUUAUAUACAAGUUUCUGAGCGGCCGUUAUGGCGCCUCACCUUUCUACGCUGGUCUUGGUAUCGCUUUACUUCUCAUUCCAGGAGCGGCAGCGGGGCUCGGUCUUGGCACUCUGAUUGUGAACAAGCUCGGAGUCCGUCGCUCGUGUCGACGCGCUGCUAAGGUCACCUUCCUACUGCAGCUCGUAGGGAUCUGGGGCUCACUCAAUUUCCUCAUUCCCGGAUGUACAUACGCAAAGUUUGCGGGAGUCGAUGUCCCGUAUCAUAACAGCUCGUCGGUGAGUCAUUCAGACGGUAUACCUGUGCCCAGUUCGUGCAACAGUCACUGCUCCUGCUCCAAUACCCAGUUCAGACCGGUGUGCGGUCCAGCCGGCGUUAGCUACUUCUCGCCCUGUCAUGCCGGAUGCCCCCUGCAGCGAUCUCUCAAUCAACCGAGACAAAGCCAGAUGUUCACGAACUGUACUUGCGUGACACCGAUAAUCAACAACAACAGCAGCCCAGCUCCUCCAUACUCCUCUCAGUCCGCAAGUCCGGGCCUAUGUCCUCAGGAUUGUCCGACUUAUGCUCUGCUCAUUUUCUGUGUUUCCUGCUUUUUCGUGGUCAUCCUUGGAUUCUCAAACGCCAUCCCCAGCAAGAUCGUCUCACUCAGGUCUGUUCCUGAUAAUUUACGCGCAUACGGAUUAGGGAUACAAUUCGUGUUCAUGCGGACAAUAGGAGCACUGCCCGGUCCGGUCAUUAUCGGCACGAUAAUCGACCACACGUGCACCCUGUGGAAAACCAAGUGCGGCAAGCCGGCGAACUGCCUCAACUACGACUACAACAGACUUGGAUGGAUAAUCACCGUCUACGCCUUCCCACCACAAUGUCUUUGUCUAUUGUUCUACUUUCUCUCGUUCUACCUGAGCAAGGAUGUCGACCCAGAUGCCACUCUGUCCAAGUCCCACGCGGCCGAUGAGGUAUUGGAUGGCAAGAAGCCCAUAUUAGGGAAUGACGAAAACUCCAACCAGAUCCACGACCUUGACGAGGAAGGGCAUACCAUAGUGUGAUAGCAUCAACAACCAUGGCAGGAUAAUAUUCAUCUAAAAGAUUGCCCCAAUGGCUUUUCAUUUUACCCUGUUGUUCGCAGUAAGAUAUAGGGAAUUAAAAACACAAGUUACCAAGAACUCAUUGAUGAUAUCAAAUUAUUAUCAUGAAAAGUUUUAACAGCUUAGUUAUUUUUAAUUCUGUGUAUAUAUUUGUAAUUGCAAUUUUAUUAGCACAUGAUUUUUUACUUUUUCAAUGUAAUCAGACAUUCUCUCCGUGAAUUUUUUUCACCUUCAAAACAAGCUUUUCAGUGCAAUUUCAUAACAUGAAAGGAGAGAGAAACGCAUACAAAACGUGCGUAUUCGUAGCAUUUCAUGGUUGUUUUACAUAAUUCUACUCCCUUUAUGUACAUAAGCUAUUCAAUCUAUAUUAGGUAAAUUUUCCAUACCAUGUAUUAACCCUAAAUACCGUUAAUACUUGAGUACAAAAAGUUAUAUAAUGAUAAAAUAGCCACCUUAA
This is a messenger RNA of Nematostella vectensis (starlet sea anemone), 2749 nucleotides long. RefSeq names its product solute carrier organic anion transporter family member 4C1. Gene Ontology annotation, molecular function: protein binding. Bases 172 to 2253 code for a protein of 693 amino acids. The transcript has 12 exons. Gene Ontology annotation, cellular component: membrane. Lineage: Eukaryota; Metazoa; Cnidaria; Anthozoa; Actiniaria; Edwardsiidae. The record is from RefSeq and is a predicted model, not a curated record. Gene Ontology annotation, biological process: transmembrane transport.